Molecule: messenger RNA, 1995 nt
Organism: Hypoxylon fragiforme
Lineage: Eukaryota; Fungi; Ascomycota; Sordariomycetes; Xylariales; Hypoxylaceae
Product: SURF4-domain-containing protein
Exons: 4
Coding region: 563-1468 (301 amino acids)
Biological process (GO): Golgi organization
Cellular component (GO): endoplasmic reticulum-Golgi intermediate compartment; endoplasmic reticulum; membrane
Source: RefSeq, a predicted model, not a curated record
AUGUACUAGUACUAGUAGUUAGUACCCAGUCACUUUUUAUACAUAGUACCAGAUUUGGCAUGUCGGAAGUUUUUAGGAGUUUUGGGUUUGCAUCAUUGUUCAAUUGAGGACACGGUUUUUCUAGCACUUGACAACAUUCAAAACCUCACUUCUUCACAUACGAUAACCGAUAAAUCCGGAAAGAGUGAAGGGUAAAUAUAUUUUAUCAAUCUUUUGAAUUGAUCGCCGACUCUUUUUUGCUCUCUUGCUCUUUCCCAUCACUUCCUCAUUACUCCUUUCUUCUUUUUCCUUACCUUAUUCUCCACCAACUCUAAAAUUAAAUCCUCGACCUUGACCUUGUCUCUAUUACUACCUAUUACUACCUGUUACUAGUAGUACUAAAUAUAAAUCCCCCAAACCCCCGACAUUCUAUCUCGACUUUUCCCCCUCUCCCUUUGCCCGCCCUCUCCGGGACUCGACCUUUUCGAUUAUCGCUCGACUGAGAAAUAACAAUCACUUCCACCUCGCUACAUUGCGCAAAACAGCUGGCCUGGGCUAUACAUAAACCUGCCAUAUAAGCACAAUGGCCCAGAUCAGAGGUACAGCCGGCUACCACCUCGGUGGUCCCAACCCUUUUGGCGGCCCUAAGAAUGAAGUGGCCGAUCCGAGUCCCCUAGACGCGAUUAGGGAACAGACGAGCAAGAUUGAGGAUAUGUUGGAUACCAUCAGCGAGCCCGUUAAACCAUAUCUACCAGCUAUUGGGCGCUUCCUCAUUGUUGUUACAUUCCUCGAAGACGCGCUCAGAAUUCUCACGCAAUGGAACGAUCAACUGGUGUACCUGAAUUCGUACAGGCAUAUUCCUAACGGUCUAACACAUCUGUUCCUUAUCCUAAACGUGGUUACCAUGAUCGCCUGUUCCACACUUGUCAUUAUCCGAAAGCAUUCCGAUUUUGCCGUUGGCGGUCUUGUAUUCGUCGUCGUUACGCAGGCUCUUGGUUACGGCCUUAUCUUUGACCUCAACUUCUUUCUCCGAAACCUGUCUGUCGUUGGUGGCCUUAUUAUGGUCCUAUCGGACUCUUGGGUUAGAAAGACGAAGGCUUUCGCCGGCCUACCCCAGCUCGACGAGAAGGACCGAAAGAUGUACUUCCAGCUCGCUGGUCGUAUCCUCCUGAUCUUUUUGUUCAUUGGAUUCGUCUUCAGCGGAGAGUGGUCUGUUUGGAGAAUCUCGGUGUCUGUGCUUGGUCUCAUUGCCUGCAUCAUGGUCGUCGUUGGAUUCAAGGCCAAGUUCAGCGCUACUCUCCUGGUGGUGAUUCUUAGCGUUUUCAAUGUUCUCGUGAACAACUUUUGGACGCUCCACGAACACCACCCCCACAAGGAUUUCGCCAAGUACGAUUUCUUCCAGAUCCUAUCUAUCGUCGGCGGUCUUCUCCUGCUCGUCAACAGCGGCCCCGGCCAGUUCAGUAUCGACGAGAAGAAGAAGGUCUACUAGACGAUCCCGGCUUAACCGGGCCGCGGAACUCUACUCCCCAAUGGCACUAAAGCAUCGCGAUCGCAUGAGCCUACCUAGGGAAGUAGGCUGUAAGCUGUAUUGCACCAUGUGCCGAUGCCGACUAGGGCAACGCAUUCUAUGGCGUAACGGGCGUAGAGCGAGAUUAUAUGAAGUAGUUUUUGUUUUUGUUUCAAGCCGGAAAGAUGAGCUGAACUGGUUGCGACCUUUUGCUAGCUAUCUACCUCCCAAGAGGUUUCCGGAUUCAAGAAAAAACAAAAGCACACAAAGGGAGGUUAAAAAAUGAAAGUUUAUUCGAUUUAAAUGAGAUGGAUGCUAGGAUUAUUGGCUCGCAUGCAUGACAUGUCAUACGUUAUUUGUAAUGUGUACGCUUGAACCACUAAUCUGAUGUUCUGAUGUUACUUGAAUAUGUUUACUUCGUGAAUACCUGCACAUGUGGGUAUCUAUCUACCUAGGUAUCUAUUUUCGAGUCUAGAAGUUGCCUGUCUGUCUGUAUAUCUUAUGCUAGG